AUGGCUGCUAUUCUCGCCAACUCCGCCCGCGUUGCCCUCCGCUCGGGAGCUUCGGCCUCCUCCAAGGCCGGUGCUGCGGGCUUGACCUUUGUCCGCGGCAAGGCUACUUUGCCCGAUCUGACCUACGACUAUGGCGCCCUGGAGCCCUCCAUCAACGGCAAGAUUAUGGAGCUGCACCACAAGAAUCACCACAACACCUAUGUCACCAGCUACAACACCGCUAUUGAGCAGCUCCAGGAGGCUCAGCACAAGGGUGACAUCGCCGCCCAGAUUGCCCUGAAGCCCGCAAUCAACUUCCACGGCGGUGGCCACCUGAACCACACCCUCUUCUGGGAGAACUUGGCUCCCAAGAGCGCUGGUGGUGGUGAGCCCCCAUCCGGUGCUCUGUCCCAGGCUAUCAACUCCACCUACGGUAGCUUGGAGGAGUUCCAGAAGAAGAUGAACACUGCUCUGGCUGGCAUCCAGGGUAGCGGCUGGGCUUGGCUUGUCAAGGACAAGCAGACCGGUCAGAUCGGUAUCCGCACCUACGCUAACCAGGAUCCCGUUGUCGGCCAGUUCGAGCCUCUCCUUGGUAUUGACGCCUGGGAGCACGCCUACUACUUGCAAUACCAGAACCGCAAGGCCGAGUACUUCAGCGCCAUCUGGGACGUGAUCAACUGGAAGACCGUUGAGAAGCGCUUCUCGUAA
Penicillium longicatenatum is the source of this 687-nucleotide messenger RNA. RefSeq names its product superoxide dismutase sodB (gene sod2). Gene Ontology annotation, biological process: superoxide metabolic process. Gene Ontology annotation, molecular function: metal ion binding; superoxide dismutase activity. NCBI's taxonomy places the organism in Eukaryota, Fungi, Ascomycota, Eurotiomycetes, Eurotiales, Aspergillaceae. Gene Ontology annotation, cellular component: mitochondrion. The transcript has 4 exons. The record is from RefSeq and is a predicted model, not a curated record. Bases 1 to 687 code for a protein of 228 amino acids.